Molecule: messenger RNA, 958 nt
Organism: Cokeromyces recurvatus
Lineage: Eukaryota; Fungi; Mucoromycota; Mucoromycetes; Mucorales; Mucoraceae
Product: SH3 domain-containing protein
Exons: 4
Coding region: 33-872 (279 amino acids)
Biological process (GO): protein transport to vacuole involved in ubiquitin-dependent protein catabolic process via the multivesicular body sorting pathway
Cellular component (GO): ESCRT-0 complex
Molecular function (GO): protein binding
Source: RefSeq, a predicted model, not a curated record
UUUUUUUUUUCCUAUAGCCCAUUUUAUAUAGAAUGGUCGAUUCUUCUGCUACUCAUGUUGCUAAUUACAUGUUAGAUUCUAUUCUAAAAGAUUUAGCAUUCCUAAAAGAUAAUAAUUUUUUACCACAACAAACUUACAAUGAGGUACUUGCCAUACUUCCAACACAAAUAACGACAACGAAUGAUAAACGACCACCUUUACCAACUCGUAAGUCAACUAAUGUGGCAUUACCGAUGACAGCUUCUUUACCAAAAUUACCUGUUAGACGUAGUGUCAGUACUACACCUGAGAAGCUAGUUAAUAGAGUUCUACCUAUCGAAGAAAACACCACACCACCACCUGCCUAUAGUCAAAAAUCACCAGAGCCAUUAGCUACUGCAGAAGCACUAUAUGAUUAUAAAGGGGAUCCAGAAACAGAUUUAUCGUUUAAACAAGGCGAUAUCAUUGAAGUGAUAGAAUAUGUAAAUGAUGAUUGGUGGAAAGGAACUGUACAUGGCAAAUCGGGUAUCUUUCCUCAAAAUCAUGUUAAGAAAAUACCACCUUCUAUUAAGGCUAAACGUCCUUGGAUACCACCAUCCUCUAAUAAACCUCCUAUGACUGCAAAUACCACUACUAUAGCAACAAUGCCUUACAGCUAUCCUCCUCCACCUACAACUAUUUAUGCACCACCUCCACCUACACAACCACCUUCUCAAAUUUAUGGACAGCCAUCAUCAACAACAGUCAUUGUUCAGCAGCAACAACAAGAACAAUCAGAAGGAGGAGAUAGAGUGGCUAGUAUGGCAAAGAAGUUUGGUGGACAUGUAGCGACAGCUGCCACAUGGGGAUUUGGUGCAACAUUGGGUAGUCAAGCUGCAAAUGCAAUAUUUUAAUAAAACUUUAUGUUAUUUGAUUGGCUAAUUUAUUCAAAUAAAAAAAUUUUUGGAUAUUUUUUUGGUUUUUUUUUUUUUUUUUUCUU